UUUGGCCCGUCUACUCCGUAGCUAUCGCGGUUGAUCCUGACCCAUCCUGACUCGGCCCUCACUUUCUCGUCCCGCCCUCGUCUCAUUACCGUCUCUCCGCUACGACGUCGCUUGAUUCAACGUGGAGACUGUGAGCAAGUAUAUAGGAAACAUUUGCCCGAUCCGGCCUGGUUCCGUCCCAGGGCACCGGUGCGGAGAGCCGGCCAAGCAUGGCGGCAUGGGAUUCCCAGUGGGCUCUUGGCGAGGGGGCCAGUCGCCUUCUUUUUAUUUCUAUGGCAUCACGUCCGUUGGUGACGGCAAGUUUGCUACUCAUCUCUCCUACUUCUCGAGUGUGUACGUGAGAACGAGUGUAAGUGCGAGUAUGUUGUGGUUGCUGGAUUGAUCCUCUCUCAUUCCCGUCACGAUCCACUGCCACCAUUAUACUUGGCUUGCCCACCGUCACCCAUUGCGUCCCUCCAAGCGCUCAAGGCACAUCCGACACCAUCUUCCAGUCGCCAUGGCGUCGUCCCUUCACGAGCUGGGUGCUCGCCACAUCCAGAACAUGAGCGAGGCCAAAACCCUCGAGCCGCAUUGGGGCUACGCAGACCGAGCGUUGCCCUGCACCAACGACGCGGGCUCAUGCGAGUACCUCGAUCUCGUCUACUAUGCUCACGACCUUAGCAUGCUCUACUCAGCUAUCUUAUGGGCCACUAUUCUCGGCAUCUUCUUCGUCUGGGCCAUCUACCGACACAUCGGCCGGGCCUCGUCUCCGCCGAUCGCCCCCGAGCUCAGCCCCAAAGCCGGCCUCACCAAAGUCCGCCGCACAAUCGGCGCGGCCACUCGCCAGUACUUCCUCCCCGACGCCGUCCGCUCCAUCUUCGGACGCACUACACGUCUCCAAGUCGUCAUCCUCGCCUCGCUAGUGGGCUACUUGACCAUCUGGAGUUUUGUUGGUCUCACAUACCGCAAGUGGAUUACUCCUGUGAAGGACAUGCCCGGCACUUACAACACCCGCUCUACUCUCGGCCCAUGGUCUGAUCGUAUCGGCGUGCUGGCUUAUGCCUUGACGCCGCUUUCUAUAAUGCUGUCUAGCCGAGAGUCAAUCCUCUCUCUCAUCACGGGCGUGCCCUAUCAGAGCUUCAACUUCUUGCAUCGGUGGUUGGGAUAUGUCAUCUUCGCCCAAGGUGGUCUUCACACCAUUGGCUGGUGCGUCGUCGAGAUGCGACUUUACCAGCCCCAGCCGUCUGUCGGUCUUGGGUGGAUCGUUCAGACUUAUAUGAUUUGGGGCGUCGUCGCCAUGUUCUUCUUGACCCUUCUUGUGAUUCUCAGCACCCCCUGGGCUAUCCGACUGACCGGCUACGAAUUCUUCCGCAAGGCCCAUUAUGUCCUGGCCAUGGUCUACAUUGGCGCCUGCUGGGGCCACUGGAAGCAGCUGAAGUGUUUCCUUCUGCCCUCUCUGCUGUUCUGGUUCAUCGACCGCGGCUUCCGCUUCCUUAGAACCGCCUACCUCCAUUAUCACCACCUGCCCUCCGGCACCAUGGGCUUCAGAGCGGCGCAGGCCGUUAUCACUCGUUUCCCUGAUUCGGAACACGGAGACGUCCUCCGUCUCGACCUCGAAAACAACCAGGACCCCUGGGCAAUUGGCCAGCAUUAUUACCUAUGCUUUACCGAGAGCAGCAUUUGGCAAUCCCACCCCUUUACCCCCCUGAAUGCGCCGGUUGUGGAAAAGGGCAUGGUCAAGCACUCCUACAUUUUGAGAGCAAAGAAGGGUGAGACCAAGAAGAUCACCGAGUUGGCCGCAGUCAAAGCCCAGGGCACUGGAGGCGAGCCUACUACUUCCGUCAUCCUUACUGGCGCAUACGGCGAAACCAUCAUGGACAACAUCAACCUCGACACCAACAUCGUCUGCGUGGCUGGAGGCACCGGCAUUACCUACGUGCUCCCUGUUCUCCUGAAGCUUGCCCGGUCACCGGUCACCCGAGACCGCAAGCUCGAGCUCAUCUGGGCAAUUCGCCAUGCCGCCGACGCCGAAUGGGUUCGCGAGGAGAUGGACCUAUUGCGCAUGGCCCAAAAAGCCCUGAACCUGAAGAUCCGCAUUUAUGCGACGCGUGAUGCUGGUAGUAGCCCCCUCCUCCUCGAGAAGGACGAGACCACCACGGAAACGAAGCAGAUCAGUUCUUCAUCGUCAUCCGCCUCAGAUGAUGCUGGAUGCGAGUGCGGUACGGACGUGCCAGUGGCCAAGACGGGCCACGGCGAAGAAGACCAAGACCGACACCCGAAACUGGGCAAGUUGGUCAACGAGUUUGUUUCCAGCACAAUCCGAGGCCCUACAACAGUGUUUGCCAGUGGCCCCGGUAGCAUGGUGAGCGAUCUGCGGACGAUCGUUGCGGGAUGUAAUUCAGCGAGCAAGGUGUGGAAGGGCGAUGAGCGGUUUGAUGUCAGUCUCGUCUGUGACGACCGGUUAGAGUGGUAAUGAACUGGAGCAAAAAGGCACGUCAGGAUUGAUGAAUUUGGUUUUGGGAUAGUUUUUGAGAUACCACCAUGUUGCACAUUAAAUUGACUACAUAAAUUUCCGAGUCAUCUGAGAGUUCACCGGG
Ilyonectria robusta is the source of this 2576-nucleotide messenger RNA. Its product is annotated as ferric reductase like transmembrane component-domain-containing protein. The coding region runs from base 497 to 2452 and encodes 651 amino acids. Gene Ontology annotation, molecular function: ferric-chelate reductase activity. Gene Ontology annotation, biological process: iron ion transport; intracellular iron ion homeostasis; copper ion import. Gene Ontology annotation, cellular component: plasma membrane. The record is from RefSeq and is a predicted model, not a curated record. Lineage: Eukaryota; Fungi; Ascomycota; Sordariomycetes; Hypocreales; Nectriaceae. The transcript has a single exon.